UAUGUAGAAAUUUUUGUUACUGUUGACUGCGGUACGGUGCGGGACGGAUGUUACCAUUCGAAGUCUAAGUUGGUCUUGUCUAGUGUCUUUUGUUUAAAAAGUAGUGAUUAGUCCCAUAAAGCAGCAGAGGCUGCAAAGCUGAGAAUUUAUAUAACAAAAUAUUUUUUUUUACUCUUCAACUAUGUAUUUUUUGGAGCCUUGACAUUGAGCUCGACUAGGCAGAUAUAUUAUGUGACAGAAUAAUAUACUCAACGCUAGACAUUACUAAUUACCUCAAUACGGUUUUCUAUUUUGCUUGAGCGCUUAAACCGGAUGGUUCACACCGGUAAUUAAUGGUUACCAGAUUUAAUGCUUACAGCUACUAAACAGGUAGCACAUUAUUCAAACCAAUUUGGUGGCACAUUCUAGUAGUCGUGGUUGAUGGCUCUCAACCUACCAUUUCUUGUCACACUUCCAAAUUCAUCCAUGUGCUCGGUAAUAUGGAAAUCACUCUCCAUACCACCAAUCUCUUGGUUGGACUUAGUUGAAAAAAAGGUCAUGGUUGAAUGAUCAUUUCUUGAGUGUGUAAUACCCUCAUUGAUGAUAAUAUCUGAUGGAACAUCGUCCAUAAUCAGAAGCAAAAUAUGUUGAACACUGAAGCACUAAGUUAAGAACCGUUUUGUUUCUCUUGGAAGAAAUUUGGUUAGAAUCAGUUUCAAAUAUUUUUUUAAGAGCUUUAGUAAUAAACAGUUUCAUAACUUUAGAAGUUAGAGACAUUACCUUUGUAAAAAUAUUCCAAAAUUUUGGAAACCAAGACUAAUGCUCCAUUUUGCUAUACCCAGAUCUAGCCCAGCUUAGAAUUAUGCCUAGACAUGUAUGCUUAAUAUAUUUUUUAUAUUAGGCCAAUAUGACUUAUGGUGACUUGAUAAUUCAAUAGUAUGCUCGUUAUACGAUCAAUAUGAUAGUAUUGUUUUUACCAAAAAAAAAAAAAAAUUGAUAGUAUUGCUUUUCAGUCAUUGGGUGACAACGUGAUUGUCAAAAAUAAAAAUCAUUAUAACGAACGGUUGGAAAUUUGUUUUUCAUUUUCAACUAGUAUAUGGUUAGUACGGGUCUGAAUUGAAUACCACGAGUUUAUCAUAAAUUUAGAAUGUACAAGAAAGAAACUAAAAUGACAAUGAUUUGUGUUUUUAAGAGAAAAACAAUGAUUUACUUUAGUCUUCAAGCUUCUCUCCUGUCUACAAGACCGAUCCUGAGCACUGUUAUGUGAAACAUUUGCAACAGAUCCAUAAAUUUUUUGACAAAAAUUAUAUAGAUAUAAACCCUCAAAAAAUAAUUUUUAAGUCCCAGAUAAAAAUAAGACAUUGUCACAGUUACUAAAAAUAAUGGCCGUUUGACGUAAAAAAAAAAAUUCAAGUAGCAAAGAGAAGAAGGCCUAUAAGUAGGAGACUGUUAAAGAUACGGUUCAGCGAAUUUGUCUCGAGACUAACAAAGAUGCAUCGCCUUUCAAAAUGGAUUACAUCCCAUUUUAUGUAGUAUUUUCUAUCAAAAAAAUAUAUUUAAAGUAUCUAAUCUAUUAAAACAGAGUCCUAUUUGAAUUUUAUCAUGGCAUGUUUUAAAUUUGGACUUAUUAAACAUGUUGUGACCAUGUUAAAAACAGAUUUCUUAUACAAUCUUAAAAUAAUAUAUUUUUGUAUCAACCUAAUAAUAUCCUUAAAUAAAAAGUGACGCAAACUCAUAUCGUCAUUCGAUUCUUUUUUUAUUAUUAUUUGUAAUUGAAUUUUAAAAUCAGGAAACCUAAUUUCAAUUUCUGGGUUGUGUCUCCAAAGGAAGGAAUAUGAUAUCUCAAUUCUUGAAUCAGACUGGGUUGUGGAUAUCAGUUUGUUCUGUCGGAAGCUCCCGAAGAUACAUGACCCUUGGUAAAAUCAUGGCUGGGAACAAAGCCAAGAAAAAUCAAAACUUUUCACAGAUUCUUGAGAAGAUUGAAGCAGAAGGACACUUCUUUCAGUGGCAACAAAAGUUUAUAUCGGGCAUGUAAAACAAACAAAUCAUUUUUUCUUUUCGAAAUGUUCUGCGUGUAAAUACAUGUUUGAUCAUCAAAUAAUCAACCAGUCAACUCGGAUUGACUCUGUUUAGUUUAUGUGACUUGGACGUGGACUGUCCUAUAGUAUGAUUUUUCAUUACGAACCAAAGACUUGGCUGUGGUUUAAUAUGUUUCUCGAACGAUCUGUUGAAUAUUUUUCAGUAUUUGUGGGUUUUAAAUUUAAGCUGCGUUUAGACUCCUUGGGCCUCUUGUGACGGGUUUGGAUUUAAACUGGAGAUCCACUUAUUGAUUAUGACAAUUGUGUGGUGGAGUGUAACAGGUACUACUCAAUGUACAAACAUGUGGAGAAACUAGCACAAGAGAUUAGGAAAGGUGCUGCUCCUGGUGAUGGUGUCAAUGCCAAACUUUGGCAGGUCAGUCAGUGCUCUCUUUACUCGGUUUUCUAUGAAACAUUUCUGACAAUUCUAGGCUACAAUGAGACACAGAAACUGACCAUGAAAUCUUUGAAACAGAAUAGGAGUUGAAGUUAAAAACAAGUUCUUAUGUCUGAAUGAAACAGGGAAUACAUUUCUACUAUAUUUUUAUUUACGGUGAAUGUCUCUGGUACCUGUCAAGAAAAAACACUUAGCUCAAUGCUUCAGUAUGAAAGUGUCAAAAUAACUCAAAAAACAAAAAUCUCACUGAUGCAUGUUUUCAGCUGCCUUAAAUUUAACUUGCAUCCUCUCAAAUAAAUAAGAAGACAUUCAUACUGAAGCAUCGAGCUAAGUGUUUUUUCUUGACAGGUACCAGAGACGCUCCAAGAAGAUGUGCUCUCUAAAAUGAGUUCACCUCUAAAGAGUGAUGCUCAUCUUAUCACCCCCAACGACCUAGCCGAGGCUGAUGAGUUUGUAUUUUGCUUCUCAAAAAGGUUCGGUAUGAUGGCUGCUCAGUUCAAGGCAUUCUUAGAUGAAACUGGUGGCCUCUGGAGGACUCAACAACUUGCUGGUAAGCCAGCCAGAAUCUUCUACAGCACCGAGUCUCAAGGUGGUGGUCAAGAAACCAUGGUGUAAGUUUCUUUGCUCAAUCCAAAACAACACUUCAUCAAAGACACUUGCGUCAGUUUUUACGUUUUAGAGUUUUACUUGGUGUUGUCAUUGAUUUCUAACACAAUUUUGUUUUUGGAAUCUUUGUAAGCAGGAGGCAAAAACUAUAUUCAGACCAACUCUAUAUUUAUAAAUCUUGAUCUCAUGCCAGUUAAGCAAACAUAAGAAUUUUUUAUCUCAUUUUUUUAUUUAUUUCUAAACAUAAGAAUCAAGAUACAUGUUUACAACUACAUAUUUGGUUGCUAAUGACAUUUAUAGCAUAUGGUGAGUUGGUUUUUCGUCGCUUUUAACUCAUUUUUUAGUUAAAUGAUGAAUUUUAACUUUUCUUUUUAUCAAAGUUAACUUGGAGCGCCUGAGUAAGAUAAUAACACUAUCAUACAAAUUCUACUAAUCCCUUUGAUGAACCCGACAAAACAUCAAGAAAAUACAAAACCAAAUAUUGCCCAUAUAAGUGCGUAAAAUUUUUUUUCGAACCACUAAAAAUGUAGUUACCUAGAUCAGAAUCAAAAUCGAAAAUUUCAUAUCCUAUUCUUGAAUAGAUCCAAAAAUUAUAUCGGUUUCUAACACUGUUAUUUGAACCAAACCAAACCAAGAUAACUAAUUUGAUACCAAAUCAUAAUUCAUAAAUAACUAAAUGGCUCUUAUAUUUUUUGAACCCAAAACCACAACUAAAUCAGAAUCAAACUGAAAACAAAAAAUAAUCCGAAAGUAAACAAAAAAACAAACGUCUAUGCCUAAACAAUUUAGUGAACAAAACAUACAUGUUACUAAAUUUGUCUAACACAUAAUAAUUUCGCGCUUUCAAAGCGCGGAUACUAUCCUAGUUUACUUUAAAAAAAAGAAAGUUUACUCAAACAUUACAUAUUUUUAGAAAACAAUUGACUAAAACCAUACAAAAUUUUUUUUAUUACUGUUAUUUUUUUAUACCAAACGUGCUCUUUUUUAUGUUAUGAGAAAAAACGUAUUUACAAGAAUACCAUUACUAUUUAGUGCCACAUAAGCAAAAAUCCGGCGCCAUCCAUGUUUUCAUUAAGUUAGCCGUAAAGCGCUAUAUACGUCGUUACGGCUGAGUUAUUGCUAUGUUGCGGCUGAAUUAAACAACGCGGCUGACUUAAGAAAAAACAGCUGACUUAAGAACAUAAGUCAGCUGUUAGUUACGACUGAUUUACAGAAAUCUGGCUGAUUUAUGGGAUAACGACUGACUUACGUACACGCGUUACGGCUGACUUAUACAUCGGCGAUUUGAUUUCUGGAAAAUUUGGUUGAGUUAUAGUUAAGACAUGGCUGAGUUAUUUUCCACGGCUGAGUUAAUGAACAUCGACUGGCUGAGUUAUUGAAUUUACGACCGACUUAUGGGAUGUUGUUACGGCUGAGUUAUAUUAGUCAGCUAUAAUUGGAUGGAUUAACAGUAAACUCAGCUUAUUUACGACUGACUUAUUAGAGAAAGAUUAAUUACUAGAAUAACAUUCGUUUGAUGGCUGAUUUAUUUGACGAUACGGCUGACUUAUGAUUUUGCAUCCUAAUUACGGCUGAUUUAUUAGUAAAAAAUUAAUUACUGAAAUUGUAUCCACGUUUCGGCUGACUUACAUUGUACAUGAGGGCUGAUUUAUUUAGGAUGAGUUAUAUAUUCGUUUGACGGCUGACUAACUAAUUUUCCAUGUCUUCAACUCGGAUUUGCCAUGUCAUCACUAGUCUAAUGUUACAACAGUAAAAUAAGGGUCUAUGUUAUCUUUAUUCUUCAUCUUUUUUAUCUAUCUUCUUCAUCUAUCUUCUUCAUUUUAUUCUUCAUCUUUCUCUGAGAUCUUAUGGAUCUGGUAAUUAUUGUUUCCGCAACUAGAUCUAUAAAUAUAGAUUUAAAAAAAUUGAAUCUGAGACAGAUCUACUGCAGUCGUCGUCGUUUUCGAUGAUGAUCGGUUAAAGAGAAGUUUCCUCUCUUCCGGUGUCAUGUAUUUACUUUUUAAUGAGCUUGUAACGUUGCCGUAUUUACUUUUUAAUCUUCUUGUCUACAUACUCUGAUUGAUAUAAGUUCACUCUUUAUCUUUGAAAACAGUUAAGCUUAUCAAAGAUAAGACAAUGAAGAGAUCAAAAAAGUUUAUGACUUUAUCAAUUCAUGUCUCAAGACGAUGAUGGUUUGUUCAACGCAAAAUCUUCCAAGCAAGCUUUCUCAUUAGGACAACGAUCAGCAUGAAUGUUUUACUGAUGAACAAUUACUGAAAUAGUUCCAGCUACAGCUCUAUCAGUUUCUACAACUACCACAUUAUUAGAAACCUCUGUCACUGCACUCGCAACAAUCUGUCCCGACCGAACCAAAAACGAAUGCUGGUAAUGGUUUAUCCGGUUAGGGAAUACCAAGACAUGUGAAAAGUCAACGACCCAUCUUGUCCCAUUACCAUAAACCUUUGACUUCCCUAUCGUUGACUUCAACAUCAUCCCUGAUAUGUUGUUCUGAUCAAUCACAACUUGAUCAAUCUCAUGAAAAUUUCCUUUCACUUUCACGAUGGGGAAAUUUUUUCUUGAUUUACUCCUAAACAUGUUGUUGACGAUGUUUAACCCGGAGAUCUUCCCGUGUACCGAUCUCAACACGAUGUUCGCAUCUCCUAUGAAGAGAGCGUUUGUGACAUGAACGUGAACAGGAUCUUCAAUGACUAUACCUGUGUAAUCAAGAUAACAAUUGUCUAUCCUCGUUAAAUGUGACUUCACUGGUAUGCCGAUUCCACCGAACCAUGUGGCCUUAUUGUAGCAAUGCACUCCCGUGACCAUAUUGGCCUCGCCACUCAAAGAGAUACCGAUCCCAGCGGAGAAGAUUACUACAUCAGUAAUGGCGUUAUCGGUGCUAGAGAGAUCGAUUCCCGUCCCGGAGAAUGAUGGUUCUUUUUUGUCUCCCCCUACUGUUGAAUGUUGUCCGAAGAAGGAGUUUGAAAUGUAUGUCUCGUGGCCUCCCUUGACGUUAACCCCCUGUGUUGUGAAAUGGAGGAAGUAGCAAUUGGUUAUACGGAUACGAGCUGAGUUGAUUACCAAAAUUCCCCCUCCUCUGAAGCUUGAGUCGAAUAGAAUGUCUCGAAAAGUCACGUCCUCGAAGAAGAUCCCGUAGUUUGGUGGGACGAGUUCGAUAAGAUGCCGGUUACCAGGAAACACGUUCGAUGCUCGGAAAGUCCCACCUUUUACCUUAUUUACACCAAUAAAUAGAUAAAGAUUCAAACAUGUUUUUUGUAAAAUGUGAAAAUUUUAUACUAAUUUUAUAUUUUUGACCAAAAUUACAAGAUGACUAGUAACUGAAAAAAACGCAACUAGGAAACAAUCAGAAACAAAACUACCACUAAACAAGGACUAAUAUAAGAUUGGGGAUGAUGUUAGGGAUGGACAAAUUACUUGUUACCCGUUAUGUAUUCACUACUUAGUCUCUACUUGACUCGUGAAAUUGGGCACUUGUUUUGACCAAGUCGAAUAUUAAGUAAUUUGUUUACAUUGCUUACAAGUAGUAUUAGAUAGUAUCAUUUAGUACCAAAAUAAAAAUAAUUAUUUGACGUUGUUGGUUUGUUAAUUAUUUUUACUAAAGACAAAAAUAUAUUUUCCUGAAUUAUAGUAAACAAUUUGUUUAUAUUUCCAUUUCCUGAAUAUAUUUCCCAACAAAUCGAGUACUAAAUAUAUCAAAAAUACCAAAUAAUUGGUUUGUACCCACCUCUAGAAGAUGUUAUGAAUCAACGACUAAUAUUUAUAAUAUUAGGAAUUUAUUUUCUUGACCAAAUAAUAUUACGAAUUUAGGGAUGAUGUUAUGGGUAAAACAAUGGGAAAAUUGGAAAAAUGGGACACUUUGAACUUUUAUUUGUCACAAUAGGAUUUCUGAUAUUUUGGACAAUUCUGGACAUAUUUUACCCUUUUUUAAUAGAAAAAAUAGUAAACUGAAUUUUAAAAAUGUUAAAAAAUAUCAAAACUAUUGGAAACAUAAGUAUGACAAUAUAUAUGUUUAAAUUGUUUUUUUUUUUAAAAUGAAUCAUAUUUUAUUUCAUCUUCUAGCUACAGUUAUAAUACUCAUUCUGGUCAUCUACUUAGUCUAGAAUUCGGCUACUAAUGUUUAUACAUAGAUAUAUCUUUGGUAUACAACGUAACCUAUCUUUUCUUAUAUAUUCUAACCAAAGCUAGGUUACGUUACGUUAUAAUCAAGAAAGAUGUCUUUCUUAUACCUUUAGCUUGGUUACGACAUGUAGCCACAAUGCGUUGAUAUACCCUAUCUAUAUUUGGAGCCAUGAUGUGGUCUGCCUUUUACCUUAUGUGGCGCCUAGGGAAGAAUAUGUUUCACAUCUACUCUACUGUGUUCUGACUUACAUAGGUUAUACAUUCUACAGGAAAUCCGAAAAAUAUGGAAACUUCCAUAAUCGGUUAAAGAUGUUUCCUAAAUCUAAACUAAAUCUUCCCUAAAUAUCUCCAAGAAUAUUUUCUCCCACGUUUUUCUCCUUCUCCCACGAUCUUUUGUCGUCGUUCUUUGUGUUUCUCUCUUCUUCAUCGACAUAAUCAUCUCUCUUUUCUCUAUCAAUACAACAUGGUUCUAAUCUAUGUCAAAUCGGGUGAAUGGAUGUGUAGUCGCGGUGAUGACUGGAGUUUCGUGGUAGACAAAGAAAGGCGUGGUCGAAUGGUAACAUUAGCAACUACUACUACGUUGAAGCAGCUCAAGAUAAUGGUGUGUGAGGAUUAUGGGGUGGACCAUAAUGCCAUUAAUGCCGAGUUCAGUUAUUCGUUGUUGAAUCAAAAAGGGAAUCCUCCUAUUAUUAUCACCAAUGAUCGGCAAGCAUCUAAUUUUGUGGGCUAUGCAAAGAGGGAAUCGUCUACUACCUUGUGUGUGAUGUUCUCUGUUUCCGGUGUAAAUCAAAAGGAACGAGUCAAUAUCGAUUUGAAUAAGGAGCCUUGCGAUUCAAGUAAUGUUGAGGAUGAAGAAGUUCCUGAGAUAAAUCGAGCAGAGUUUGUCAAGCCGUCAAAGGAGUCUUUUGUUAAAAGAACGAAUCAUGUCGCUGCAGAUGGUUGCGGUCCUUUAAGGAGUGAAAACAUUGAACUUUUUCAAAACAAUGGAGACAGUGAUAAGGAUGGUCGAGCUUGGAGAGGAGACUUCGUGAAGAAGGAUCAAAUUUUCACAAGUAAAGGGGUUCUGAAGGCAACAAUGGAAAUUUUAGCGAUGAAGAAUAAUUUCGAUUACACUGUUAUCAAAUCCACGAGAAAAUGGUGGUAUAUUCGAUGUAAAGAUGCAUUGUGCAACUGGACUGUGCGUGCAGAAGGAAUAGAUGGGUCUACAUAUUUCAUGAUCAACCAAUGUGAUGGAAGACAUUCAUGUGCUCCUUCAAAGAAAAGGAAAUUCGGAAAAACAGCAUCAGCAAGAACAAUUGGGACUCUGAUACAACAUCGAUUUGAUGAUGCAAACGAUGGCCCAAAACCGAAUGACAUCAUUCAAUUUAUGAGAAUGGAGCAUAGUUGUGAGAUUACUUAUUGGCACGCUUGGGAAGCUCGUGAGUUUGCUAUUGCAGCUGCUAGAGGUAUACCAGAUCGCAGUUACUCUAAAAUACCAGCAUAUCUGCAUAUGAUUAAAGAAGCAAAUCCUGGUACGCAUACUCACUAUGAAACUAAUGAGAAGGGAAGAUUCAUGUAUCUAUUUAUGUCAUUUGGGCAAUCAGUUAGAGGAUUCUACAAUGCAAUGCGAAGGGUGAUUGUUGUUGACGGAACUUUUCUGAAAAAUAAAUACAAAGGGACACUUCUUGUUGCUACUGCUGUAGAUGGUAACUCUAAUUUGUAUCCGAUUGCAUUUGGGGUUGUUGAUUCAGAGAAUGACGAUUCUUGGGGGUGGUUCUUCAGACAGUUGAAAGUGGUUAUUGCUGAUUGUCAAGACCUAGCUUUUGUCUCAGAUAGAAAUGCGUCUAUUUCUAAAGCUAUUGGGACUGUCUACCCUCGAUCAGCACAUGGAAUUUGCAUUCAUCACUUAUUGACCAAUGUGGUCUCAUUUUUCAAGACAAAAGGAUUGACUGCGUUGGUAGAAAAGGCUUCACGGGCAUAUAGAUACACUGAAUUUCAAGAACGUAUCACCGAAAUUUUUGAUAUGAGUCCUGAGCUUGGAAGAUAUCUACGGGAGGCUGAUGUGCGCAAAUGGGCUCGUUCUCUCUUCCCUGGUUCCAGGUAUGACAUUAGGACCACGAACCCUGCAGAGUCUAUAAAUUCAGUUCUUAGAAUACCUAGAGAAUAUCCGGUUAUUCCUUUGCUUGAUAGUAUAAGAGAACUGUUGACUCGAUGGUUCUAUGAGCGUCGCUUGUUAAGCUCAAAGCAUCUAGAUCCUUUAACCGCUAAGGUGGAGAGAAAGAUUGAUAGGAGAAUUGUGAAGGCAAAAGGAUUCCAGGUUUACAAGGUUGACAACUUCAGAUCGGUUGUAAAAGGAGACAUAUAUGAUUGUCAUGUUGAUUUGGAAAGAAGAACAUGCACAUGUGGUAAGUAUGAUAUAGGAAAAAUUCCUUGCCGACACGCCAUUCCUGCAAUUUAUUCACGAGGUAUGGAAGUGCACAGAUUCACUGACGCCUUAUACAGCACUGCAGCGUGGAGAACCGCCUAUGCAGAUUCCAUUAAUCCAAUAGCAGUUGUAGAGUCAGAAUGGAAUGUCCCUGCUGAGGUUAAACUUGCAAAGGUUUUACCACCAAAGACAAGAAAGAGUGCUGGUCGACCAGUAAAGAGAAGGUAUGAAUCAGUAGAAGACAAGAUCGCAUCUUCUCAAGGAUCAAAGAAGAAUAAAAAGCAUAAGUGUAGCCGUUGUGGAACUGAAGGACACAAGAGAGGAACAUGCGAUUUACCCAUCUAGUUUGUUAUGUGUCUGCAUCUGUCUCUGUUUUUUUCUUUAUUGCUUUUGAAACAAUUUGAUCUUCUGUUUAAGAACCUAUUUGACAAUUUGGUAUUUGCUAAACUAUAGAGACAAAUCGAUUUAUUCUAGUAACAAUCAAAGUAAUUGCAAAAUAAUUCGUUUCAGUAGA
This is a messenger RNA of Brassica rapa (field mustard), 10094 nucleotides long. RefSeq lists its product as uncharacterized. Gene Ontology annotation, molecular function: zinc ion binding. The record is from RefSeq and is a predicted model, not a curated record. NCBI's taxonomy places the organism in Eukaryota, Viridiplantae, Streptophyta, Magnoliopsida, Brassicales, Brassicaceae.